AUGCAUGCACAUGCUGUAAAUACAAGGAGGUCCCUAUCCUUAGCAAAAAAUGAUAAAAUCAAGAUAAGGGUCAAAUGUGGAGGUGUUGUGGGCCAAUCUACUGAAACAGUUCAAUGUGGUGGGCCAUCAACUAGCAGUAAGGUAAAGUGCAAGGGACAAUCUACUGAAACAGUUGAAUGUGGUGGCCCAUCAACUAGAAGUAAAGUAAAGUGCAAGGACAAAAAUGUGAUUAGUAAAAAAGGAAAAUGUCCUUGGGCAGUCCAAAUCUCGAGGCCAGAUGAGAAUAAGGAUUGGUUGGUGAAAACAAGUAACCCUAAAAUUCCAAUCAAAGCUUCACACGAGGAGUUGUGUAAGAAGUUGGAGCUUGGUAUGUCAGUUCAAAAGGUUGGUAGGGCAAAGCAAAUGGCUAAAUGUGUGAUUAGUGGGGACUACCAACUUCAAUAUGGGUAUCUGAGGGAUUAUGCUUUGGAACUUCUAAACACUAAUCCUGGUUCAAUUGUUAGGAUAUAUGUGUAUUCUAAACCAUGCUUGUCGACUACUACAAGAACUUUUAGAAGAAUAUAUGUAUGUCUAGGUGCAUUGAAGUUGGGAUUCAAAACUGGGUUAAGGGAUUUCCUGGGAGUUGAUGGUACAUUCUUGAAAGGCCCAUAUCCUGGGCAUGUACUAACUGUUGUGGGUCUAGACUCAAAUAAUGGAAUAUACCAUGUAACAUAUGCAGUGGUAAAGGCUGAGACAACUAGUUCUUGGACCUGCUUCAUGAAACUGUUAGGAGAAGACUUGGAAUUGGGAGCAAAUUCAAAUUUUACCUUCAUUUCUGAUAGACAAAAGGGGAUAAUACCAGCAGUUGCAAAGGUAUUCCCCAAUGCAGAACAUGGGUUUUGUUUGAGGCAUAUUCAGGAGAAUUUGAAGAAACAAUGGAAAGGAAAAGAGUUGAGUGACUUGGUUUGGGAAUGUGGUAGAGCAACAACAUUAAAUCACUUUAAAUAUGUAAUGGAUGAGUUGAAGAAAAUGAAUGAUGAAGCUCAUGCUUGGUUGUGUAAGAUUCCUGCAGAGACAUGGUCUAAAUCUCACUUCAGUGGUAGGGCACACACUGAUUGUUUGUUGAAUAAUCUUUGUGAGGUAUUCAAUGCCAAGAUAGAGGAAGAGGAGAUUAAGACUCAAGCAGCAAAGUAUGUAGCUAAGUAUAAUGGGGCAGGAAAGUACCAAGUUGCAAGCACAUGGCAGGAUCAAUAUGUGGUGAACCUAAAUGAAAGAAGCUGCACUUGUAGGUUCUGGGAGAUUACAGGUUUUCCAUGUAGGCAUGUUGUUUCUGCUAUAUGGAACAAAAUUGAAAAUGGAGAAAAUGCCCCUGAUGUUGAGGAUUGGGUCCAUCCUUGCUAUAAGUUAUCAACAUGCAGAGCCAUGUAUCUGAACAAAACUGAUCCAAUAAAUGGUCGUUCAAUGUGGCCAAAAAGUGAUUGUCCAUUCACGUUAACUCCACCAAAACAUCACACACAGGUUGGGAGGCCAAAAAAGAAGAGAAGGAGAGGUGUUGAUGAGCCCAACAACCAAACCACUAAAUUGAGCAGGAAAUUUCUUGCAGUCACUUGUUCAAAGUGUCAUAACAAGGGGCACAAUUCCAGAACAUGUAAAGGGCAGGGAGGCAUUGGUGAAGUUGGAUCAAAGGGGAAGACACAGGGAAAAGGGAAGACACGGGCAAAGGGGAAGACACAAGGAAAGGGAAAGGGUAAUUUAGGCAAUUCUGUUAAGUAG
This is a messenger RNA of Lactuca sativa (garden lettuce), 1752 nucleotides long. RefSeq lists its product as uncharacterized. Gene Ontology annotation, molecular function: zinc ion binding. The record is from RefSeq and is a predicted model, not a curated record. Lineage: Eukaryota; Viridiplantae; Streptophyta; Magnoliopsida; Asterales; Asteraceae.